Molecule: messenger RNA, 401 nt
Organism: Pseudovirgaria hyperparasitica
Lineage: Eukaryota; Fungi; Ascomycota; Dothideomycetes; Acrospermales; Acrospermaceae
Product: ribosomal protein L36e
Exons: 4
Coding region: 59-379 (106 amino acids)
Biological process (GO): cytoplasmic translation
Cellular component (GO): ribosome; cytosolic large ribosomal subunit
Molecular function (GO): structural constituent of ribosome
Source: RefSeq, a predicted model, not a curated record
ACCUCACUUCUCGACCGACACCACGACGCCCCCAUACCAGGCAAUACUAACCACCACGAUGCCGCAGGAAGUCAAGCAGAAGUCUGGCUUGGCCGUCGGCCUCAACUCUGGACACAAAGUCACCCCUCGCACCCCAGCACCCAAGAUCUCGACUCGCAAGGGAAGAUUGAGCAAGAGGACUGCGUUUGUCCGGGAAAUCGUCCGUGAGGUCUCUGGUCUCGCACCCUACGAACGCCGUGUUAUCGAACUGCUCCGCAACUCAAAGGAUAAGCGUGCGCGCAAGCUGGCUAAGAAGAGACUCGGCACUUUCGGCCGCGCCAAGAAGAAGGUUGACGAGAUGACCAAGAUCAUUGCCGAGUCGAGGAGAGCGGGUCACUAGAUGCAUACAUAUGACAACGGGG